UAAUAAUAAAUAAACCCGCUCCACUCUGGGUGUCAUAAAUGUCAAAUUUUUGUUGUACCCAGGCUUGGAAAGAAGCGGUAGUCGCGGUAUUUAGCGCGUAAAAGUAAUUUGUGCAGUUGGUUCGUCGUCUGUUGCUGCUGGGCUGGAAAUUACAGUGUGUUUACGGACCCGAGAAACAUUGCACUACACUGCUUCGGUGUGCCCUUUGCCUUACAGUGUGUUUUAAUAGAACAACAGCGAAACUGACAGUGAGCGUGAUGGACGCUUCGGUAAGAGCGGGUGGAACCGAUAUGAACAUCGUUGGCGAUGACAUUGACACCAAGGAUUGCUGGUGGGAACGGCCAAGUGUUAUCUAUGCUGACAGUGAUGCGGCUGGCUACGGCAGCGAUGGGUUCAGUGGACUUCCCGGCAGAACCGGCAGCUUGCCAUCGAUUUUCCCGACCGGCAAUCAGCUGAUUCAGCCCGACCAGGACGGCGGUUUCAACGGGGACGGUACGGGGCCGGGCGGUACUGGCGGUACGGCGGCGGGAACGGGCCGGACGGGAGCGAAUCGCAAAAAGGUGCGCUUCCGCAAGUCGAAGCUUCGCCAGCUGUACGACGUGGACGUGCUGCCCGUGGAGUACCUGGGACCAAAGAUCGAGUACAGUGUGAACCUGCCGAGAGUAACCGCACAACUGGAGAAGUUGAUGGGAACAAAUGUGGUCCGGCUGACGGAUCGCAAAUACAUGCAGGAGCUGCAGCGCCGCAUCCAGGAGGACUACAAUGUCACGCUGGAGAAGCGCAUCAGCGAACGGGAGCACCGAGAAUGGCAACGGCAGAAGCAACUGAUCCUGGACGGCAAGUAUAGCCUGGAAAACUGUCCCCGGUCUUUAAUUCCACUGCACAGUAUCGUGCUGGCGAAAGAAAUCGAGCGUGAGCGUAACCUGAUCCUGUCCGGUGCGGGCGACAGCAUACCGGAGGAGAUGACCAGCUCGGUCUUUCUGGUGAACCAGAAAACGAACGUCAACAUCCUGAACAAGCGGGAAAAGCUGAAAACUAUCCGUGAGAAAAAUGCGGAACGUUUGAUAAAACAGGGCCACCGCUGGGAGCGGGAACGGCAGCAGAUGGAGGAGCAGAGCCGCGAGCGCGAGAUCGAACGGCGCACCAAGCGCGAGGCACUGCUCGAGCAGGAAAAGCUGUACAUGAUCGAGGAAAACGAUCGCUCGCUGAACCUGCUGCGGAUGAAGACGAAGAAGGGCCCGUCGCGCGACAUGAACCUGCGGUCGAUGCUGAUGCAGCAGCGGGAAGAGCUGGGCCGGACGAUACAGAAGCGCGACUUCGACAUGAAGGACGAGCGGUCCGGGCUGGGGAUGGAGAUGGAAGGCGGGAAGGGGGAUCGACGGCGGCAUCGACGGGGCGCUCGCAAGCAGCGACCGAUGCAGCGACAGAACGAGGUGCACGAGUACCAGGAGUCUUCCUCGCCGGAGGAGGGCUACAUCUCGAUGAACAAUGCCGACACGCCCGAAGAUCUGGAGACGUCGAUCGCGAUCAAGGUGGGCAAAGGGGCGAGCAAGGAUUCGGGCGACGAAUCGGAAGCGGAGCAGGAUUCGGACCAGGCGCCAGUGGACGAGGCGUUGGUGGAGCAGCCAAACGAUGCGAACGCAGGGGACGAUGAGGAGGUGGCUGCUGAGGUCGAUGCGCUGGAGCAGCAGCUGGAGCAGCAGGAGCUGACCGAGGCGGAGCUGGAAGCGGCCGAAGAGGCACGGCUACGGGAGGAGCUGGACAAAACGCUGAUGGAAAAGAAGAAGGCGCGGCAGGUGCGGAACGAGGACCCGAAGAUUACCAAGCUCAAGGAGGCAGAUACUGUGUCAGACAUUUAUAACGUUGCCGAUGAGAUCAUCGUGCUGGAGAAGAAGAAGACGAAGAAAGGGUUCGGCAAGUAAGCGGGGCGGCAGGGCAGCCAAAUCCGUCGCAGGCCAAACAUAAUCCACCGGACCCCGAUGCGUGCCACACCGUGACGGAAGGGCAGCGAACGUCGGCGACAGGAGUUUUUAAGAAUGCUGCAUAUACAUCACAAGCUGUAUCUGUGAUCUCUGGAUGAUUGUGGUUUCGUUUGCAGGUGUGGGUGUGCUCGUGUGCACCCGGAGAGAUUUUGGUAGCGUAUUGUUUUGCGUCUGUUUUUUUUGUAACAAAAAUGCGUUUGUGUUGAGAUGCACUUUGUGAUAAAAAUUGAAAUGUAUUUUGUAGUAAAAACCAAAGAGUCGUCUUAAUAAACUGUUGCCAUUGAUGGAUAGAUGUUGCUGUUGAAAAUGUAAA
Anopheles arabiensis is the source of this 2295-nucleotide messenger RNA. Its product is annotated as trichohyalin. The coding region runs from base 258 to 1922 and encodes 554 amino acids. NCBI's taxonomy places the organism in Eukaryota, Metazoa, Arthropoda, Insecta, Diptera, Culicidae. The transcript has 8 exons. The record is from RefSeq and is a predicted model, not a curated record.